GCCCAUCGAUGGAUGCUCGGCUGUCUUCAAAGCGCGAAGACCUACAGGUGGACUAACCCGAGGACUUGAUGAGAGGGAGCUAAUAUUGGGACUCUUUUAGAGGGGGCGGGGGGGGGGCGGCACUAUUUCCGUGUGGCGAGUGGAGAUGUCCGAGGAAAACUUGGGGGAAGAGUCGAGCAGCUCCCCGGUCUCCCCUGUGGACAGCAGCCCGAGCAACAGCGAGGGGGAGGCGCACACGCAGCCCAAAAGAAGCGCCAGGAAGCGGAGGCCGAGCAGGAAAAACGCCGCCGCCACCGCCGCCGCCGCCGCCGCUGCCGAAGACUCGGACAGCCCGAGCGCGGCAGGGGGCAAGCGGGGCAAGAAGUCGAGCAGCAGCGGCGGCGGCAGCCCGCAGUCGCUGGAGGAGCUCCAGAGCCAGCGCGUCAUGGCCAACGUGCGGGAGCGUCAGAGGACUCAGUCGCUCAACGAGGCCUUCGCGGCCCUGCGCAAGAUCAUCCCCACGCUGCCGUCCGACAAGCUCAGCAAAAUACAGACGCUCAAACUGGCCGCCAGGUACAUCGACUUCCUGUGCCAGGUGCUGCAGAGCGACGAGCUGGACGCCAAGAUGUCCAGCUGCAGCUAUGUGGCGCACGAACGGCUCAGCUACGCCUUCUCCGUGUGGAGGAUGGAGGGCGCCUGGUCCGUGUCCACAUCUCACUAGCGCCCGCGCGACUCGAGCCCAACACGGUGACUGCUGAUUCUCUACUUCUCACAUUCUGACGGGACAUGUCUGGAGUCCAAUGCUGGAUACAUGGGAUCACUAUUUAAAGCAAAGACCACGGAGGUCCUGCAGGGGAUUUUUCUUGUCGUUUGUUAGCUUUACUUUUUUCUUUCUUUUUUUUUUUUUUUUUUUUUUUUGCAGCCA
Messenger RNA from Phycodurus eques (leafy seadragon), 904 nucleotides. RefSeq names its product twist family bHLH transcription factor 1b (gene twist1b). Gene Ontology annotation, biological process: developmental process; regulation of transcription by RNA polymerase II. The record is from RefSeq and is a predicted model, not a curated record. NCBI's taxonomy places the organism in Eukaryota, Metazoa, Chordata, Actinopteri, Syngnathiformes, Syngnathidae. Gene Ontology annotation, molecular function: RNA polymerase II transcription regulatory region sequence-specific DNA binding; DNA-binding transcription factor activity, RNA polymerase II-specific; protein dimerization activity.